UCCAACGCAAGUUCUCCACAACUCAUCCAUAAACUUCUUCAUCCAUAAUGACACGUGUCAAAGAAUUCUUUGCCGGAAUCCAAAAUUCCGGCAAGAACAUUGAUUUUUCCAAAAGAAAGAAGAAACUCUACUUAGCCAUUGUUGCCUCAGUGCUACUAGUUGCUGCAGUUAUCGGAGUAGUUGCCGGAGUAAAAUCCCGUUCAAAUAACUCCGAUGACCAUGCAGACAUACAAGCCAUUUCAUCUGCAGCUCAUUCCAUUGUAAAAUCUGCGUGUAGCAACACUCUACACCCUGAAUUUUGUUACUCUACAAUUGUGAAUGCCACUGGCUUCUCAAAAAAAGUAACUAGCCAAAAAGAUGUGAUUGAAUUGUCCUUGAAUAUCACUGUCAAGGCUGUUCGACACAACUUCUAUGCAGUCAAGGAACUCAUCAAAACUAGAAAAGGUUUAACCCCACGAGAAAAGGUUGCAUUGCACGACUGCCUGGAGACGAUGGACGAGACACUCGACGAGCUCCACACAGCCGUAGAUGAUCUGGAACUAUAUCCCAACAAGAAAUCUCUAAAAGCACACGCAGAUGACCUCAAAACUCUAAUAAGUUCCACAAUUACAAACCAAGAGACUUGCCUUGACGGUUUCUCUCACGCGAAAGCAGAUAAAAAGGUCCGCAAGGUUUUGCUUAAAGGUCAAAAACACGUUGAAAAAAUGUGCAGUAAUGCUUUAGCUAUGAUCUGUAACAUGACCAACACAGACAUUGCAAAUGAGAUGAAAUUAAAGGGCACUACCAGUAACAGGAAGUUAGUUGAGGAUAACGGCGAGUGGCCGGAGUGGUUGUCCGCCGGCGACAGAAGGUUGUUGCAGUCGUCGACAGUGACGCCUGACGUGGUUGUGGCGGCGGAUGGAAGUGGAAAUUUCAAAACGGUGUCGGAGGCGGUAGCGAAUGCGCCUGAGAAAAGUAGUAAGAGGUAUGUGAUUAGGAUAAAGGCUGGUGUUUACAGGGAAAAUGUGGAGAUCCCAAAGAAGAAGACAAAUAUUAUGUUUAUGGGAGAUGGCAGAACCAAUACAAUUAUUACCGCAAGUAGGAAUGUGCAAGAUGGUAGCACUACCUUCCAUUCUGCUACAGUUGCCGCGGUGGGGGAGAAAUUCUUAGCCCGCGACAUAACUUUCCAAAACACAGCAGGGGCCGCGAAGCACCAAGCCGUGGCACUUCGCGUGGGUUCUGAUUUGUCCGCAUUUUAUAGAUGUGACAUAUUAGCCUAUCAAGACACCCUUUACGUCCACUCCAAUCGUCAGUUCUUUGUAGGGUGUUUAAUUGCUGGGACCGUUGAUUUUAUUUUCGGCAAUGGGGCUGCUGUUUUACAAGACUGUGAUAUUCACGCGAGGCGUCCUGGUUCAGGCCAGAAGAACAUGGUCACAGCCCAAGGAAGAACUGACCCAAACCAGAACACAGGAAUUGUUAUCCAUAAAUGUAGAAUUGGUGCAACGUCUGAUUUGAGACCGGUUCAGAACAGUUUCCCUACAUAUCUAGGAAGGCCGUGGAAAGCAUAUUCGAGGACUGUGAUCAUGCAAUCGUCGAUCACUGACGUAAUUCAGCCUGCCGGGUGGUUUGAAUGGGAUGGAAAUUUUGCACUGAGUACUUUGUUUUAUGGGGAGUAUGCAAAUACUGGGGCAGGUGCAGGGACAUCAGGAAGAGUUAAAUGGAAAGGGUAUAAGGUUAUUACAAGUGCUACGGAAGCACAAGCUUAUACUCCUGGAAGGUUCAUUGCUGGAGGUGGUUGGUUGGGCUCCACUGGCUUCCCUUUUUCUCUUGGCUUAUAAAAUCGUGUCACAUAAAAUGAAACCGCGAGAGUAUUAUUUUGUUUCAAUUAGUUUUUGUUGGUAUCUCUCUUCGUGAAGUUUUUCUUUUUAGGAAUGGUUAGUUUGAGCUCAUGUGGAGACUGGGGUGUGCAGGGGAAGUGUAUUUGGCUGAUGGCAAAAUAAUAAGAUCCAUCCACGAAUGGAUGUUGGAAAUAUGUUUUAUGAACAUUUAUUCGUGCUGAGGAAUUUCAGUGAUUCAGUAUUACCUAUUAUGUGUAAUUUUAUCUUAAUUAAGUGAAAAGCCAAAAGAAUGUGGAAAUAAAAAGAAGAGGAUUUUCAAAGUUCCA
Messenger RNA from Lycium ferocissimum, 2143 nucleotides. RefSeq names its product pectinesterase/pectinesterase inhibitor U1. The coding region runs from base 48 to 1817 and encodes 589 amino acids. The transcript has 4 exons. NCBI's taxonomy places the organism in Eukaryota, Viridiplantae, Streptophyta, Magnoliopsida, Solanales, Solanaceae. The record is from RefSeq and is a predicted model, not a curated record. Gene Ontology annotation, biological process: cell wall modification. Gene Ontology annotation, molecular function: pectinesterase inhibitor activity; pectinesterase activity.